Molecule: messenger RNA, 729 nt
Organism: Blastocystis hominis
Lineage: Eukaryota; Bigyra; Opalinata; Blastocystidae
Exons: 6
Coding region: 1-729 (242 amino acids)
Source: RefSeq, a predicted model, not a curated record
AUGCAAGUCGAUCGUGCAAAAAGCAUCAUAGCGGGUACGCGCAUAGUAACGUUUGACAUUGAUCUUACUCUGGCGUACAUGGAUGAGGCAGUCGAGAAUGCCGAUCGCUUUUUAUUUGAUUAUGUAACAAAAUACUACCCAGAGCUGGGUAUUUCGUACCAAGAUGAAAUUAUGGACAUGAUGGACGAGCUACUGAGAAGCCGUAACUUUGAUUAUAAAAAUAUUGGCGAACUACGCAAGCAUGUGUUGUCCUCCUUUGUCGAAAAGUCCCCGUACGAUCCAUCCGUGACAGAGGAAUUGUUUGACGUAUGGAGAAAGGAGAGAAACAAGACCAAGUUGAUCCCCUACGCUCAAGAGCUCGUGGAACUUUUGCACAACCACGGCUUUCUUCUCGGAAUUAUCACCAACGGGACAGCCGAUCUGUCCUGCCAUCCGGACUUGAACAGUUUGUUUACCGCUUUUGUUAAUAGCGAUCUGUGCGGCGACCGGAAGCCAACUCGCGUACCGUUUGACAAGAUGAAAGAAAUCAUGGGGAUUUAUGAUUCCUCAAUGUAUAUGCACGUCGGCGAUGACUACAGUUCUGACGUGGAAGGAGCGCAUAAUUCAGGAUGGAAGUCAGUUCUCAUUUCACGCAGCUCGACACCUUACCCACAGGGAAAGAAAGCUCCCGAUCUGUGUGUAAAGUCGCUGCGAGACCUUUAUUUGUUGUUUAAGGCCGUUUUGGAAUAG